Messenger RNA from Selaginella moellendorffii, 483 nucleotides. Its product is annotated as ATP-dependent RNA helicase eIF4A. The transcript has a single exon. The coding region runs from base 1 to 483 and encodes 160 amino acids. The record is from RefSeq and is a predicted model, not a curated record. Lineage: Eukaryota; Viridiplantae; Streptophyta; Lycopodiopsida; Selaginellales; Selaginellaceae.
AUGGAUGGCGUCCGCCAGUUCUACGCUCGCGUGGACGAUGAGAGCUGCAAACUAGACGAGCUAUGCCGGCUGUGCAAAGAGCUGAGGCGGCGCUUCAAAGUCCAGGCGGCGGUGGUGUGCAACAGCAGUGCCAGGGUGGUGGAGGUGGCGGAGGAGAUGAGGAAGCGGGGCUUGUCCGCGUUUGGGAUUCACAGCGGCAUGGGCGAGAGGGAGGUGGAGCUUAUCAAGCGGAGCGAGCAAAGGUCCGUGAUCGUCACAGAUCAUGGCUGCUCCAAGGGAGCUCGAGACGUGAUCAACUUUGAGAUGCCACUGUCUCCCGGGGACUACUUUCAGCGUGCUUCCAAGCUCCGGGACCAGGUGACCAAAGUGGUGAUUAGUCUUGUUGUGGGGGGGCAAGAGUGUGAGCUACUGGAUCGCGUGAGGAGUCUGUAUGGGGUCGACAUAGAUUUGCUGCCUUCUCAGCCCAAGAGACCUGUAUUAUGA